Messenger RNA from Daldinia decipiens, 2196 nucleotides. Its product is annotated as FAD/NAD(P)-binding domain-containing protein. The coding region runs from base 443 to 1954 and encodes 503 amino acids. Gene Ontology annotation, molecular function: oxidoreductase activity. Lineage: Eukaryota; Fungi; Ascomycota; Sordariomycetes; Xylariales; Hypoxylaceae. The record is from RefSeq and is a predicted model, not a curated record. The transcript has 10 exons.
GUAGGGACAUUAGGAGGGGGCAUUAGAGCAUUUAGUUCUCUUUUUGCGUGCUUCACUAAGGUCCUUUAGGGAGUCAGCUAUACAGGUACCUACCUAGGUACCUACCCACCUACCUAUCCUAUCAGCUCCAAGGAUCUGCAUCCAGGGCAAGUCCAGGGGUCCUUCUUUACCUGUCAAUGGCGACAGGUACGUCCACGUACGUAAUGGAGGGUGAAUGGUAGGACAUAAUUUUGAUAUCCCGACUUUUUUACUAUAUUUACCUGUAUGAUUUAUUUAACUUUUCCCCUUGCCAAAUAUGUUCAAAUCUCUUCGUCUCCCCUUAAAAGGAAAAUAAUUUUCUAUUAGGGAGCUUCAGUCAGCUUCCUCUUUACUCUCUGCUUCGUCAAUUGGGCUUAUACUUUCAACGGCCAAAGCCAAUACCUACCCUCCAUAGCUAUCAAUUAUGGCGAGCAAAGAGAUUGAUGUCGACGUUCUAGUCAUUGGUGCAGGUCCUACUGGUUUAGGUGCUGCGAAGCGUCUCCAGCAAACCAACCAGGCAUCGUGGCUGAUUGUUGAUUCCAAUGAGACCCCAGGUGGUCUCGCAUCUACGGACGUAACCCCCGAGGGAUUCUUGUUCGAUGUCGGUGGCCAUGUUAUCUUCUCGCAUUACAAAUACUUCGAUGACUGUAUCGACGAGGCUCUACCCAAAGAGUCUGAUUGGUAUACCCACCAGAGAGUCAGUUAUGUCCGCUUCCGAGGCGGUUGGGUACCAUAUCCAUUCCAGAACAACAUUGCCGUCUUAGAUAAGGAGGAGAAAGUAAGGUGUCUAGAAGACCUUAUCGAUGCUGCCCUGGAAUCCCGGGUUCGAUCCCCCCCCGACAAGCCCAAGAACUUUGAUGAGUGGAACAUUAGGAACGUAGGGAAUCGUCUAAACGAGAUCUUUAUGCGUCCAUACAACUUCAGAGUUUGGGCUGUUCCUACCACUAAGAUGAACGCAACAUGGGUUGGAGAACGUGUCGCGGCUCCUAACGUGAAACUACUCACCCGCAAUGUCAUUCUCGACAAGGUAGCUGGAAAUUGGGGCCCGAAUGCUACAUUCCGCUUUCCAGCCAACGGCGGUACAGGUGGCAUUUGGAUUGCGGUAGCAAAGACCCUCGAUGAAAAGAACACACGAUUCGGUGCUCACGGCACUGUGACAAAAGUAGAUGUCGACGCAAAGAAGGUUCACUUGAAAGAUGGCACGGUAGUCAAGUACAGCUCGCUCAUCUCUACCAUGGCUGUUGAUUAUCUUGCCCAGUCUUUAGGCGAUGUAAAACUACAGCAAACUCUCAAGCCGCUCUUCUACUCAUCUACUAACGUAAUUGGCGUCGGAAUUCGUGGAGAACGUCCUUCACGCAUCGGUGACAAAUGCUGGUUGUAUUUCGUUGAAGAAAACUGCCCCUUCUACCGCGCCACCAUUUUCUCCAAUUAUUCGCCCUUCAACCAACCGGGCAAGGACGUCAAGCUUCCAACCAAACAACUCGCCAACGGGGAGAAGCCUGCGUCGUCAGAUGCACAGCCUGGACCUUACUGGUCUAUUAUGCUUGAAGUCUCCGAGUCUUCGUACAAACCAGUCAAACACGAGACGUUACUCGAGGACUCCAUUCAGGGGCUCAUUAACACUAACCUAUUAGAACCGGAAGACGAGAUUGUUAGCACGUACGUGCGUCGGUUUGACCACGGAUACCCCACCCCCAGUUUAGAGCGCAACGGCGUCUUAGCAGAAGCUCUUCCGUACCUCCAGGAGAAGGAUAUUCUUUCUAGAGGUCGUUUUGGAGCUUGGAAGUACGAGGUUGGCAACCAAGAUCACAGUUUCAUGCAAGGUGUUGAAGCAGUUGACCACAUUCUCUCGGGAGGCGUUGAACUGACUUUGAAUAAUCCUGACUUUGUCAACUCCCGUGCUAACACGGAGCGUCGCCUUACUAGCGGAAAGUAAGGAGUAGCUAGUUUAGGUGCUUCAUACACGGCAAGAAGGUAGUCUGGGAAAAGAGGUAACCCCUAAAACAUUGCGAUAAAGGUGACGCCUUUGGUUUGAUUUGAUCCUAUUUUCCUAUCUAGAUAUAUAUAGACUAGACCGUUAGAAGACCGGCAUCCUCUAUAUCGCCUAAUCUAUCGCUGGCGGCUAGAUGAGUACACCUCCAAACCUAAGCAAAAGAUCCUCCAAAAUAUAAAGAUAGA